UUUUGCUGCAUGGUGACACAUGCUGUUAACAUUGCAAAUAUUUAAUGUCGAGUUUAAAGGCACUUAAAUAUUAUCAAACGUAAACCUAUUGUAUUGCUACUGUGAAUCCGUCCGAUUCACCAAUCAUUUUGUGAUUGGUUCAGUGAACACCGGCCCUUCCCCCUGCACUAGGGGGCGUGGAGUUAAAAGUCAGACCUGUCAAAUAUGCACUUUGUCUGUAAGCAGCUGGUUGGUCAAGUUCCAUAACUGCCAUUGUAAACUACGGGUGUAUUUUUACGCAUUGUUUCCGCAGUUAUUAGAAUGGCCUUCAAAAAAGUGGGUACUACACUUGGCCGUGCAUGGCAAAACGAUUGCAGGACACCACCUCUUUCAAGAUCUUCAAAAAUGAAUAACUUUUCAACAAGCAGGGAAUUGAAAAGUCGAGAGAAAAAAAGUAAAGAUCAAAGCUGUGAAUCAAAUUGCAGGUUGGCUGCGAUGCCUUUACCUGCCGCUUCCUCCUCUACACCUGCCUCUCAAAGACAUCAGGUUGGGGACAAAAAACGUCCCGAGGAGCCGCUGACUGUGUCCGGGCAAUUGUACUCAUCCGCACCAAAAGCAGAUAACAGGACAUACCUAUGGGCACGUUAUAAUGAAAUGAAACGACUUGUGCACGACCUCAUCCCACCAGGUGUGUGUAACCUGCUCAACUCAUCCACUAUCUACUCCAACAACGAGGUCAGCCUGGCCGAGGUGGAUAUCUAUGGGUUUGACUAUGACUACACCCUGGCACUCUACUCCAAUGCCCUCAACACUAUGAUCUACAACACUGCCAGAGAUUUCCUCAUUGAGAACUUCAAGUACCCUGAAGGCAUCCGCAAAUAUGACUACAUUCCCAACUUUGCCGCACGGGGUCUUCACUAUGAUAUUCAGAAGGGCCUUUUGAUGAAAAUAGAUGCUUUCCAUUACAUUCAGCUGGGGACUGUGUAUCGGGGACUGAACCCGGUUCCAGAUGAGGAGGUCCUGAGGCUAUAUGGGGGCACCCACCAUGUCCCCUUGCACCAGGUCAGCGGCUUCUAUGGAAAGGGACCCAAAGUAAAGCAGUUUAUGGACAUCUUCUCCAUCCCAGAGAUGACCCUCCUGGCUCUGGCCAAUGAUUUCUUCAUUUCCAAUGACAUUGAGUAUGACCCGGAGCACCUUUACAAAGAUGUCUCGGAAGCCAUUGGAAUGGUCCACAUCAAAGGCUACAUGUACAAAUGGGUCAUGCAAGAUCUAGAGAAAUACAUUAUUGGAGGGGAAGAGACGUAUGCUGUCCUACAUCGCCUGGUCAGCCAUGGGAAGAAACUCUUCCUCAUCACGAACAGCCCCUUCAGCUUUGUGGAUAAAGGCAUGAGGUACAUGGUGGGGAAGGACUGGAGGGACUUCUUUGACGUGGUCAUUGUUCAGGCGGACAAACCGCACUUUUUCAACGAUUGUGUUAAACCGUUUAGACGCUUAGAUGGAAACGGUGACCUUCAGUGGGAUAAGAUAAACAGUUUGGAAAAAGGACAGAUCUACAAACAAGGGAACCUCUAUGACUUCCUGAGGCUGACAGGCUGGAGAGGUUCCAGGGUUCUCUACUUCGGGGACCAUCUGUACAGUGACUUGGCUGACCUGAUGCUGCGUCACGGGUGGCGAACAGGAGCCAUAGUGCCUGAACUGGACCUGGAGACCAGGGUGGUGAACACGGAGCAGUAUGCCCAGAGCCUUACCUGGCUCCAGGCCCUCACUGGCCUGCUGGAACGGAUGCAGAUGCAUCGAGAUUCACAGUCCAUGGAGGUUUUGCAGGAGUGGCUAAAGGAGAGGGAAGAGCUCCGACUUCGAACAAAGAACCUGUUCAAUCCCCAGUUUGGCAGCAUCUUCCGCACCUGUCACAACCCCACCUACUUCUCCCGUCGCCUCUGUCGCUUCUCUGACGUUUACAUGGCGUCCAUCAGCUGUCUGCUGAACUAUGACCUCUCCUACACCUUCUACCCCCGUCGCACUCCACUGCAGCACGAGGCACCCCUGUGGAUGGACCAGCUUUGCACCGGCUGCAUGAAGACUCCCUUUCUGGAGGAGAUGGCCCACAUCCGUUGAGCCCAACCAUGGGUUCUCCUUUCAACGUUCUCAGCACCGGGUUAUCAACAUCGGUGUAAACAGAACUGACCACUAGAGGGCACUGUAGAUCAGUAUUAUACAGAGAGUAACCUUAGGUCAUUGCUCCACUGUAAGUAAAAACUGAGUAGUCAGGUCCUGUGUUGGAGUUCCUCUGGCAUGUGAUCUAAGUUAACUAGUCCUGAAGGGUUAUCCCCCCCCCCCCCUUUAGAAGCCUUUAACCUAAGCACCCUUCAUUGUACAUGUCAGAGCUAUUUAUUGACUGUUUUAAACAGCUGGUUGCAUUUAAUGCCCUUGAAGACUGAUGCUGCAUGUAUACAUGGACACUGUCUGUUAAUGAAGACAUAGCUAGUGAUAUAUGUUGUUUACUGUCUAUGUUACAAAUACUGUAGUUGCUUUUAGGUGUCAAACUAAUUUUAGGAGCAGUGUGUGUCUGUGGGUUUUCAGUUCUACCUUGAUUGAUUCAUUAAGGUCACUAGUCAGGACCUCCUUUCACCUGGUUGUUUAGGUCUAAGUUGGACACUGAUUAAAUGGAAAAACUCAAUCCAGCAGACGCUAAGCCUUCUUUGGAAUGAGUUUUGACGCAACUGUUUUUAUAUGUUUGGUGCCUGUAAGCAUUCAGUAGAAUAUUACCAAAUGUUAAUAUAUUGUCAUUAAUGUAACUUGUUUUAUUUGUGAUUAUGGAUUGUUGAAUGUUAAAGUUUUAUGUAAUGAAAUUGUCAAUUUAAAGAACAGACUAUGCAAAUUAUAAA
Esox lucius (northern pike) is the source of this 2864-nucleotide messenger RNA. RefSeq names its product 5'-nucleotidase domain-containing protein 2. The record is from RefSeq and is a predicted model, not a curated record. Bases 301 to 2094 code for a protein of 597 amino acids. The transcript is spliced from 14 exons. Lineage: Eukaryota; Metazoa; Chordata; Actinopteri; Esociformes; Esocidae. Gene Ontology annotation, molecular function: 5'-nucleotidase activity.